AUGAUAUUUCCACUUUGAAGCCAGUGUUGACGCCAGCAAGAUGGGUGCACAUGUCUCCAGGAAAGACUUUGAGUGGUCUUAUACUGACGAACCACAUGCUACCAGAAGAAAAGAAAUAUUAAAAAAACAUCCUGAAAUCAAGUAUCUUAUGGGACCUGAUUGGAAGUCAAAAUGGAUUAUCAUUGGGAUGGUCUUUUUCCAAAUUGGUUCCCUCUUCAUUGUGAAGGACUUGAGCAACCUGGGACUCUUCCUUGCUGCGUAUUUCAUCGGUGGAACAAUCAACCAUUCAUUAAUGCUGGAAAAACAUCCUGAAAUCAAGUAUCUUAUGGGACCCGAUUGGAAGUCAAAAUGGAUUAUCAUUGGGAUGGUCUUUUUCCAAAUUGGUUCCCUCUUCAUUGUGAAGGACUUGAGCAACCUGGGACUCUUCCUUGCUGCGUAUUUCAUCGGUGGAACAAUCAACCAUUCAUUAAUGCUUGCCAUCCAUGAAAUUUCCCAUAAUCUGGUCUUCGGGCAUUCGCAUCCACUCGCCAACAGAUUAUUUGGACUUUUCGCUAAUCUGCCAAUUGGAGUUCCUUUCUCUCCUGCCUUCAAAAAAUAUCAUCUUGAGCACCAUAAGUAUCAAGGAGAUGAGAAACUGGACACAGAUAUACCAACCAAGUUGGAGGCUGUACUUUUCACCCGUACUGGGACCAAGUUCCUUUGGCUUGUGCUUCAGCCUUUAUUUUAUGCACUUCGCCCUCCUGUUGUUUAUCCGAAGGCCCUGACAACCCUUGAGUACGUCUGCAUCAUCAUCCAGUUAUCCUUUGAUGCAAUAAUUAUUCAUUUUUUCGGAUGGAGAUCAUUGUUAUACUUGCUUGGG
Darwinula stevensoni is the source of this 859-nucleotide messenger RNA. The record is from the annotation of a GenBank genome assembly. Lineage: Eukaryota; Metazoa; Arthropoda; Ostracoda; Podocopida; Darwinulidae.